Messenger RNA from Arctia plantaginis, 1011 nucleotides. Lineage: Eukaryota; Metazoa; Arthropoda; Insecta; Lepidoptera; Erebidae. The record is from the annotation of a GenBank genome assembly.
AUGAACGCGAGGGUACUGCUGGCGGUGGUGGCUCUGUACUCGUGUGCAGCAGCGGAUACCCUCGCCACCCUCGGCGCCCUGCUGCCGCCUGCUGUGCUCAACAACUUUGAUCAGCUCAUCAAAGCUGCCUCUGCUACAUGUGAGGCUCUACCGUUAGAGCUGCUGCUAGCCAGAUCUUACGCACCAGAUACACCAUCAACUGACAUAGUGGAGUUCAGAAAAAAAUCGCGUCGAAGAUAUCGUGUGAUGGCUGCACACGAAAGCUUCAGAGCCAAUCCUUCCACCCUAGUACUUUACGUGCCAGGGUGGUGGAACACACCCACAGAUGAAUCUACCAGCGCCAUCGUCGAAGCACUAUUGACCAAAAAUGAUGUAGUGUACGUCUUAGAUACUCGACUCUCUUUCUGUCGAGGAUACGUCUCCUCAGUGUCAAGAGUUAAUCCACUUUCCCAUCUCUUAUUCAACUUCAUCAAGAAGCUGCACAAAAGAGGCUUUAACGUAACAUCCAUGCACUUAAUAGGAUUUAGCUUAGGUGCUCACGUCGCUGGCAUGACGGGCAAGUUGGUGCAGAAACGCCUGAAGAAGAAAUUAGGAAGAAUUACCGCUCUGGACCCGGCAAAACCAUGUUUCUCUAAAACUGAACAUAAGCUUGAUAAAAGCGAUGCCGAAUUCGUCCAGGUCAUACAUUCCAAUGCUGGUGUCCUUGGUCUCGAGGAGCCGAUUGGACAUGCAGAUGUGUAUGUGAAUGGUGUAGCAGGGAAGCAACCUGAAUGUGAGGACAGAAGUAUCAGUUUUGAGUGUGAUCAUGCUCAGGCAUGGAGACUAUUCUCUGCUUCUGCUUUGAACGACAAGUCCCUUAUGGGUAAGAAGUGUAACAAUUGGAGUGAUCUGGUGGAAGAUAAAUGCAACGGAGAUGACACAAUAUUGGGUUAUUCUUGUAGUUCUAAUUCUAGGGAGCUCAUCAAUAUACCCGAGGCCGGUGCACCUCGCGUGUCUAUGACGCCUGAUUAA